GCGGGGACAGAGAGAGAGAGAGACUGUGAGUGAGCGACGCCGCGGGACCCAGCCCCAGGCCCAGCCCGCGCCAUUACACAUUUAGGCACGGAGGACAGAGGCCCGGCAACACGACGAGGACGAGAAAAGCUCGACCAAUUUGUGUGUCAGCGGGAGUUUGUGUUCUGUGUCGUGCUCGCUCCUCACGAGACCAAGAUUGUGAGACGGCAGGAACGGUGCGCUGAUCUGGGGCUGCGCGGAGCGAGGCGAGUAUCGUCGGAGCAUUUUCUGCAGUCGGAGCAUUUUCUGCAGGCGGACGAGUUCGCCAGUGGCGCGGUGCAUGUGUUGCCCCGGUCGGCGUCGCGAUGGACGACUACAUGAAGGAGAUGAUGGACCUCAAGACUCUGGUCACCAAAUCGCUUGAGAAGAAGGGCGUUUUGGCACGCAUUCGGGCAGAGCUGCGGGCAAACGUUUUUCAAGCUAUUGAAGAGCAGGAUCAUGCCACUGAAGCAGAGGGCGGGGACUCUUUCGCAUUACUAGGUGGAUGUAGCGAGCGGGCCAAACAGCUUCAUUCGACUCCUGCCGGGAAGUUGCUGACAGGCCUCAUUUGUGAAUACUUGGAAUGGUGUGAACUGGAGCGCACUCUGAGAGUGUACUCUCCUGAGCUUAACCAGCCCCGUCCCUAUUCAAGAGCUGAACUCGAGGAAUUGCUGGAGAUUAAAAGUGACAAAAAUGUAUCAGGAAUCUCUUCGGAGACACGACCCCUUCUACUGGAAGUCUUAGAAGGUUAUUUGAAAUCUGAGACAACUCUGGUGAAGGAUUCAUAUGCAGUCGCUUCAUCUAGCCACCCAAAAUCGUCGAGAGUAUCGUCAAGUGCAGCAUCGAAGCCCUCGAAUAAUGGCUUGGAUAUCGGAGAUGAGGAUUUGAGAGGAGGCUUGGAAUCACGCUUGAACUUGUCCAACAAGGGACUUGACCAAGCCACAAGUUCUCCGAACACUUCUCUGGAGAAGCAUUCCCAGUCGUCAGCGCAACUGGAGAGUUGCACAUCAGGCAAACCCGUUGCAAGCACUGUGAGGAGUUUCAAGAGUGCUCCAGCACCAGAGAAGGUUGUAGCCACCCGUGUAAAUGAAACGUGUAAGGACGUUGGAAAGUUAGGUGGAAAGUUAUCCCUUCUCGGAGAGUUGCCGCCUUUACGAAGAACAGGAGGACUGGCAGCAUUGGGACCAGUAAACACUAGCGGAGGCAAUCAUGGGUCCUUACCAUCUGGAAGAGACACUCAUGAGAAUUUGGAUGUGACACCUUCUGGAUUGCCAGGCGACUCUGGUAUUAGAGAUUGCUGGAGCGUUGGGGGUAGCAUGGGCUUCUCCAGGAUUGAACAUAAUUGGCAAGAUGUUAAGUUAUCCCAGCCAAGCGCUUCUGGGGUGGAAACAGAGAAUCAUGGUGACUGCAUUCUGGACCAGAAUGUUCACAAUACUAUGAAUUUGAAAUCCGAAGGGUCCCAAGAUGAUUCCGACUUUGACUUUCGUGACAGUACAAGAAAAAACGUAUCGUGGAAUGACCCUGAUUCUGAUGGUGGAAGUAAGAUGCGCUGCCCGGACAAAUUUAGAGAAGAAACGUGGGGCCAAGAAGAUGAAGAAGUUGUAGCCAAUAAGAGAUCGUGCUCUUCUCAAGGAACUUGGAAGCCAUGUAAAGCAUCAGAUUCAACAGCCAUCAGUCUGGAGCCUACGAUCAGAGUAUCGCCAGCAUGGUUGGAUCGCCUUAGCUCUGAUACUCAAGUAAAGGACGUAAUGUUUUCCAAGACUAAAGGUGAAGACUCUACAGCAGCAGAAAGGAAGAAAUGUCCCUCAGCUUAUUUUUACAGUGACAGUGACGAUGAUGGUUCUCCGUGACCAGCUGCAACGGACGAAGGCGCUAUAUUAUGAAGGUUACCUUCGUGCUAUUUGUUAUGGCAACAAAACCAGAGAAGCAACGAUCCAGUUUAGUUAACACUUAAACAUUGCGCCAGCAUUGGUUCAAACUAUCGAACAGCAAAAUGUGUUGUGAUUUGACGAGGUGAAGACAGACUGCAGUCCAGGACGCUUGAGCUUGUAUUAGAGUACUUCCCCGGUAUGCGAAAAAUAGAUCAGGUUGUUUGUUCUUCUCGAAGAAUGCUUGUUUAUGAGUACAAGUCUGGAAACGAUGUAGUUUAAUGCACUUCGAUGUAGUUAAUUGUACUUUGAACUCAAGCAAAACUCACUGUCUAGUUUGUAGAAGAGAGAGACUCAAGCUCGUUGAACAAAACUUCGGGAGAACUCGAUAUUCAAGUUUUGCCCAUCUUCGACAGAGAAGGUUCUAACUUCAUGUAUUUUGAAAGCUAAGCAGAUCAAGGAAAGCUACAGCAUUCAUUUCCAGCACUAGACUUCAUGCUCUCUAUUUGUGUAGUCAUCUCAUUCUGAUCAAUCAGGUGUCAUGAGAAUUCAGUCAGGCACGUACUGGUUCUAUCAGAACAUUAGACGAUAGCUUCCAUAGCUGUGGUUGUUGCAUUCCGAUACCUACUAACGAUUUUCCAUGCGGCUGUUUCAUAUGAUUGAAACUCUACCAU
Messenger RNA from Marchantia polymorpha subsp. ruderalis, 2560 nucleotides. The record is from the annotation of a GenBank genome assembly. Lineage: Eukaryota; Viridiplantae; Streptophyta; Marchantiopsida; Marchantiales; Marchantiaceae.